Molecule: messenger RNA, 1255 nt
Organism: Periconia digitata
Lineage: Eukaryota; Fungi; Ascomycota; Dothideomycetes; Pleosporales; Periconiaceae
Source: the annotation of a GenBank genome assembly
CACUGCCGUGGCUUGUGAAUUGGAUCAUCUUUGUCUUUCGUUCCUUCACCUGGUCGACUCCCUGAUCUCCAACCAAAAAAAUCGACAAUUACAUACCGUCGUAAAGAUGAGGGUUUCUAUUCUCGCAGCAGCACUCACUGCGACUUCUGCAGCCGCUUUGACGCUUCCGAAACGCGAUGGAGAAUCCGAAUUGUUGACCAUCAGGCUGUCGCCCACGGAGACCAAGCAGGUUACCGAGGAGGAGAAGUUCGAGCUGUUGGCUAAAGGCACACACCUCAUAGACAUAACCUCCACCCCGGACCUGAACCAAGAUCGCGUCUUCCCCUCCACCCUCGCUGUAAACUUCCCCACAUCCCCGUCCCACCAAGACAUCGCAUCCCCACUCCUCCCGCUCCUAAACGCAACCAACAUGCGCAACAAUCUGGUCCCCUUCACAGAAUUCCAAAACCGCUUCUACAAAUCGCCCUACGGUGCCGAGUCUUCGGCCUGGCUCCUCUCCACCAUCAACGCCGUCAUCGCCUCCGCAGGCGGCAACACCACAAAAGCCAGCGCCCGCGCCUUCCCUCACACGGCGUUUACGCAAUCCAGCAUCAUCGCUACGAUUCCGGGCCAAACGAACCGCACUAUCGUGCUCGGCGCGCACCAGGAUUCCGUGAAUUGGGAGGAUAAAGACCAAGUCAACAACCGCUCGCCUGGCGCCGACGAUAACGGGUCCGGAAGUGUUACGAUACUGGAAGCGAUGCGCGUGCUUCUUACCAACGAGGAGAUCAGAGAGGGCCGCGCACCCAACACGAUCGAAUUCCAUUGGUAUGCGGCUGAGGAAGGAGGCCUGCUAGGAAGCAAAGACGUGUGGAACUCGUACAAAGCGAACGGUGUAGACGCAAAGGGCCUCUUGCAGCAAGACAUGACGGGCUACUCGCAAGGCAACGCCGAUGCGGGUCUCCCCGAUACCAUGGGGUUGAUUGUGGAUUACGUCGACGAGCCCUUGACGAAUUUCAUCAAGACGGUCAUCGAUGAGUACUGCGAUAUUGGCUUCGUUGAGACCGAGUGCGGCUACGCGUGCAGCGACCACGCGAGUGCGAGUGCGGCGGGGUAUCCGUCUGCAUUUGUGUUUGAGAGCGAUUUCAAUGUUUCAAAUCCCGUUAUUCAUACAAAGGAUGAUGAUUUGGGCCUUUUGGAUUUCGAUCAUAUGAUUGAGCAUGCAAAGUUGACCACGGGUUUUGCGGUUGAGAUGGCAUUUACCGAGUCGUUUUAG